AGCUAGGUGGCGGUGUGUGAAGAAGACGACACGAGUCUAAACUAAACACACCGGUGAGGAGAUAUUACAAACUUACAAGCUGUUCCCUGAUGUUUUAUUUGAAGUCUUCGGCUCCUCAGGUGUUUAUUUAAAGAAGCUGACGUCAACAGUGAGGGAUGGCGGUUGAACAAUUUGUGUCAAAGACCCUCGAGCUUCUACAGGAGGAGAGGGAGGCUGAAAUAGAGGAGACCAGGAUAUGGCAGGAGAACAUCUCUCUUAAGGAUCUUCAAAAUAAAGGUGUUUGCCUGCUGAAAUUGCAUAUAGGAAGUCAGUCCACAGGCUUGUAUGGUCGCACAGUCGUCGUCCUUGAGCCCAGAAAGCAUCUUGGUUUCUCAUCUCUGCCGAGCAACAAUUUUGGACCUGGCGACAUAGUCGGCUUGUAUGACACUGGCGGAUGCACCGCAGACUCGCAAAUUGGCACAGGAAUAGUGACGAGGGUCAGCCAAGCUUCUAUUAGUGUUGCCUUUGAUGAUUCAAAGGAUGGCCUCAGCUUUGAUACAGAUGCUCUUUAUAACCUCUUAAAAUUGGCAAAUGACGUCACCUACAAACGAAUGAAAAGGGCCUUGAACACCUUAAAUGGAUACAGCAAUGGACCGGCUGGCAAUCUGAUAAAUGUUCUCUUUGGAGACACAAAACCGUCUUCUCAAUCACAGCCAAAUGAAGUUGAAUUCUUUAACUCGAACCUGGAUGAUUCCCAAAGAGAGGCCGUGUCAUUUGCUCUGUCACAGAGAGAACUGGCCGUGAUUCAUGGACCACCAGGCACCGGGAAAACCACCACAGUGGUGGAGAUCAUCCUGCAAGCGGUCAAACAAGGCCAGAAGGUCCUGUGCUGUGCCGCCUCUAAUGUAGCUGUGGAUAAUUUAGUGGAGAGGUUAGCCCAGUGCAAGGCAAAGGUCCUGAGGCUGGGUCACCCCGCCAGACUGCUGGAGUCCAUUCAGAAACAUUCACUAGACGCCAUCCUCGCUCAGAGCGACAACGCAAACAUCAUCGAUGACAUUCGUAAAGACAUCGAUAAAGCUUUUGUGGGAAUGAAGAAGAUGCGUGAAAAAGGAGAGCGGGUGAAUUUCAAAAGGGAAAUAGGAGAGCUAAGAAAAGAGCUGAAAACCAGGGAAGCUACAGCCAUCACUCAGAUCCUGAAACGUGCUGACGUUGUGCUGUCGACCAACACAGGUGCUUGUGAUGACGGCCCUCUGAAGUUUCUGCCAGCGGAGCAUUUUGAUUGGGUGGUGAUAGACGAGUGCGCUCAGGCCAUGGAGAGCAGCUGCUGGAUCGCCCUGCUCCGAGCACGCAAGUGCAUUCUUGCUGGAGACUACAAGCAGUUACCGCCUACUAUCAAAUCGCAAACGGCUGCUUCAAAAGGUCUGUCUCUCAGUCUCAUGGAGAGACUUAUCCAGAUGUACGGGGACUCAGUGGUCCGCAUGCUAACGGUUCAGUACCGCAUGAACAGUGCCAUCAUGGAUUGGGCCUCCAAAGAGAUGUACCAGGGAAGACUAACGGCUCACAGCUCUGUGGAGAGACACGUGUUAAAAGAUCUGCCAGGGGUCACCUGCGUCGACGAGACCGUCACGCCGCUGCUUCUUAUCGACACUGCCGGCUGUGGUCUGAGUGAGAUGGAGGUGACAGAUGAGCAGUCCAAAGGCAACAAAGGUGAGGUAGACAUUGUUGAAUUGCACAUCAAGGCGUUGACUGAAGCUGGGCUCAAAGCGAAAGACAUAGCUGUUAUUGCUCCAUACAAUCUACAGGUCGAUCUUCUGCGUCAGAAACUGUCUUUGAGGCACCCAGAGCUGGAGAUAAAGUCGGUGGAUGGAUUUCAGGGCAGAGAGAAAGAGGCCGUGGUGUUGUCGUUGGUUCGCUCCAACAGAAAAGGGGAAGUUGGAUUUCUGGCGGAGGACAGAAGGAUCAAUGUGGCUGUAACACGUGCGAGACGACACGUCGCUGUAGUGUGCGACACCCAAACUGUCCAGAGUCACGCUUUCUUGAAGUCCCUCAUCAGUCACAUGACUGAGUUUGGCGACGUCAGAACAGCAUUUGAGUAUCUCCAAGACAUCGUGCCACAGAACCACACCCGCGAUCACAAAGACACAAAGGCUAAUACGUCUACAACCAAACAGAAGGUUAAAGAUCAGCCUCCCAGCAAAACAAAGCAAGGACAAAAGAAGCCAACUGGUAGCAGCAGUAAAGAAAAUAGUGCUGCUACGCAGGACAAAAAGUUGCUGACAGAGGAAGAGCAGAACAAGAACAGAUAUACCGAGAUCAGAGAGCAGGUGGAGAGCUUUCUGAAGGAUUCAAAUCGAGGUGAACUACAGUUUCCGUCAUCGUUUAACUCGCAUGACCGGCUGCUGGUACACCAGAUCGCGGAGGAGCUGGGCCUCGUGCAUGAGAGUAAAGGCGAGGGGAAAGACAGGUGUAUCACUGUGUCCAGGAAGCCGGUGUCGGCACCAUCUGAGGAGCCAACAAAGGAAGAAGAACAAGAAGAAGUCCAGGACGAGAAGACGGUCUCCAGUCCCCAAAAAGAGCCACUGGCUCAACCUCCAUUAGACCUGAAAAGUUUACAUUUGGAGCGAAUGAAGAGGGAGCAGCAGAAAAGGGAAGAAAAUGCUCGACAAAGGAAGGAACAGAACAACAUCCCGAUACCUUCAUCAUCAAAGAAGCCCAAGUCGGCUAAAGCAAAGAACCGAACGAAGGCGGGCGCCUGUGACAUCGCUGCCGCUGCUGCUCCGGAUGACGACUUUGACGCACUUAUCAACGCUGUCAAGAAGGCCGACAGUGUGUGCAGUUUUGUCAAGUGUAAAGCUUCUGUGCUAACACUUGGGCAGCUUUGCCUGUUCUGCAACAGACAAUACUGUCUCAGUCAUCAUAUACCAGAGGUGCACGGCUGUGGAGAUAAAGCUAAGUCUCAUGCUCGGAUGAGAAUAAGCAAAGAAGGCGUUCUUUAUGCCGGGAGUGGCAAGAAAGAUAAAUCCAUGGACCCCAAUAAGAAAGCCUACCUGCAAAGGAAACUGGACUCUAAGCUGAAAGACAUGGCGUCACAGAGGAAACCAAAGAAAGAGGACAGUUGAUAACGAUAACAAAUCAAAGUCAUAAAUUAACUAAAAAUAGAUAAAUACUCUGUUCUGAACAUAAUUAAACAGUUCAAAUGUGGAA
This is a messenger RNA of Larimichthys crocea (large yellow croaker), 3183 nucleotides long. RefSeq names its product immunoglobulin mu DNA binding protein 2 (gene ighmbp2). Lineage: Eukaryota; Metazoa; Chordata; Actinopteri; Sciaenidae. Gene Ontology annotation, cellular component: cytoplasm; nucleus. Gene Ontology annotation, molecular function: ATP hydrolysis activity; DNA binding; ATP binding. Bases 156 to 3098 code for a protein of 980 amino acids. The transcript is spliced from 16 exons. The record is from RefSeq and is a predicted model, not a curated record.